AUGUCUUCUUGGAUAUUUUUAAUCUGCAACAUUGAAGCCGACAAUAGUUUCUACGUUUUAGAAUGCACUGCUCCGGGUAAAGGUGCGUUACCACGCACGAAAGUGGGUGGAUGCAUUACCACGGUGGUGAUAUUUUUUAUGAUAUUUAGAUUCACUGCUUUAAGUAAAGAUGUACUACCCGAAGUCUUACAAGCGAGUAAAGUUAAGAAAGAAUAA
This is a messenger RNA of Ambispora gerdemannii, 216 nucleotides long. The record is from the annotation of a GenBank genome assembly. Lineage: Eukaryota; Fungi; Glomeromycota; Glomeromycetes; Archaeosporales; Ambisporaceae.